UUGCGGGGUCGGAAGCGGCGCGCGGAUCAGCUUCCGGUGGGGACCGACCCCGGGCAGCAGGUGACUCCCUGCCUUGGCAGAUGUUGCCCCCACUGACGUAGGCCCUGGGUGGCUUGGGCCAAGGAUGAGCAAACCAACAGACCUGGAAAGAAGCCUCCCAGCCAUUGCCUCCAUCAGCACCUCCUUCUCCCAGAACCAGGGCUUCUCCCCUUACUGCUACUUCUCUCCAGAGAAGAGGAAAGCCAUCUCGGACGUGAGGAGAACCUUCUGCCUCUUCGUCACCUUCGACCUCCUCUUCAUCUCCUUGUUGUGGAUCAUUGAGCUGAACACCAAGGAGGGCAUCCAGAAGAACCUGGAGACUGAAAUCAUCAAGUACCAUUUCAAAACCUCUUUCUUUGAUAUAUUUGUGAGUAUCCCAGAGCACAGCAGGUCUUGGGCUUUCUUUUCGUUUUUUGUGCUGCUGUUGGCCUACGCUGUGGUGAAGCUGCGCCUGUGGGCCAUAGCGGUCACUACGUUGGUAUCCAGUGCCUUCCUGAUUGUCAAGGUCAUCCUCUCCGAGCUUCUGAGCAAAGGGGCCUUUGGCUAUUUACUUCCUAUCGUCUCGUUUGUCAUUGCUUGGCUAGAGACCUGGUUCCUGGAUUUUAAAGUCCUAACCAGGAAGCGAGAAGAGGAACGAUGGUACCUGGCAGCCCAGGCUGCCAGCCUCUCGUGGCCCCUGCUCUACCCCCGAGCCCUUUCCGAGGGGCAGUUCUACUCCCCGCCAGAAUCCUUUGCAGGGUCAGACAACGAGUCUGAUGAGGAGGGAGCAGGGAGGAAGGCCUUGACAGCUCAGGAAAAGGAGUACGUCCGGCAAGGCAAGGAUGCCAUGGAGGUUGUGGACCAAAUCCUCGCCCAGGAGGAGAACUGGAAGUUUGAGAAAAAUAAUGACUUUGGUGAUGUUGUUUACACUUUUGAAAUACCAUUCCAUGGCAAGACCUUUAUUUUAAAGGCUUUCCUGCAGUGCUCUGCUGAAACAGUUUACCAGGAGGUUAUUCUCCAGCCUGAGAAGAUGAUCCUGUGGAACAGAACGGUGGCAGCUUGCCAGAUCUUGCAGAGGGUUGAAGACAACACGAUCGUCUCCUACGACGUGGCAGCUGGGGCUGCGGGUGGUGUCGUUUCCCCAAGGGAUUUCGUGAACGUACGGAGGAUCGAGAGGAGAAGGGACAGGUAUGUGUCCUCGGGGAUCUCCACCACGCACAGCCUGAAGCCUCCACUCUCCAAGUAUGUCAGGGGUGAGAAUGGGCCUGGAGGAUUCAUCGUCCUGAAAUGUCCCAGCAACCCCAGGGUCUGCACCUUCAUCUGGAUUCUCAACACGGAUCUGAAGGGUCGCCUGCCCCGGUACCUGAUCCACCAGAGCUUGGCUGCCACCAUGUUCGAGUUCACCUUCCACCUCCGGCAGCGGGUGGGCGAGCUGACCAGCAAACCCUGAGCCCCCAGGGCCCUGCCCGUGCCCACAAUUCCUCUGGGGCCGGGGGGGGACAGCUGGGAGAGGACCCCACGACCCCCCCAGGAGGGGAUACCCCAGACCUACAGCUCCCAGAUGAGGCGAGGGAGAUCAGCUCCUUCUCCCACCAGCAUUCCCCCAAACUGGGACCUUUUUGUGUGCCAAACUUCUGCCCUGGCUCUGACCUGACCCUCAGCCCCAGGCUGGGGAGCUCGGCUGUGACUCCCCCCCCCCAAACUCCUGUGUUCCUUCCCCAGUUUGAUGAGAAGGGGGGGCUGGAGGAAAAGGCCACAUUGGGGUGAGGACUGGGGUCUGUCCCCUCUGUCCAGAUGAAGCCCCAGGCCAGGCUUGGGGGCAGAGGGGCAGUUUGUGCCUCAUUCCCCUCCCUAGGGCUGUGCCCCCCACCCUGCAGGAGGUGAGGGGGGGGGAGCUGUGCAAGGGACAUCCCUCCCCCAGCCUUUGGGUUGCCUGGACCCCCCUGCCCUACCCCUGUUUCUCCAUGGGGUUCAUCUGAGCUCGUCCCCCCCCUUCCUGCAGCUGCGGGCGGAGGCAGAUUUGCCUUAAGCAGAGACUUUUAUCCUUUUUUUUUUUUUUUUUUGAGGGGGGGUGUGGGGGGGAUGUGGGGGCGAGUGCAGUUUCUCUCUACCUGUGAGCGCCGGUGCCGUGUUCUGUGCCAGAAAUGGAAGCAGUGCGGGGGCAGACGCUGGCAGCGCUGCAGUGAGGGGGGAGCACCCACGCUGAGCCCCCCCCUGGGGCUCUGGGACCCCCCCUUGUGGCUCUCUGCCCCUCUUGCUCCCAUCCUGGGGGUCCUGCCCCCCCCGAUCUGUCCGGUUGGUGCCUCUCAGAAUAAAAAGCCUCACGCUG
Calypte anna (Anna's hummingbird) is the source of this 2347-nucleotide messenger RNA. It is a transcript of the gene STARD3, whose product is annotated as StAR related lipid transfer domain containing 3. The record is from RefSeq and is a predicted model, not a curated record. NCBI's taxonomy places the organism in Eukaryota, Metazoa, Chordata, Aves, Apodiformes, Trochilidae. Gene Ontology annotation, cellular component: late endosome. Gene Ontology annotation, molecular function: cholesterol binding; cholesterol transfer activity.